UUGGAUUUUCCACUUCAAUUUUCUGAUUCUUUCACCGAUGGAUCAAUUCAAAGGUCAACCUCGGCUCCCGAAAUUUGCCGUUCCGAAACGAUACGAUAUCUACCUCAAACCGGACCUUUGCCUUUGCAAAUUCUCUGGUUCUGUUGCAAUCGAUAUCGAUAUCCUUUCCGAUACUCGAUUUUUAGUUCUCAAUGUCGCUGACCUUCUUGUUCAUCAUGCUUCUGUCUCCUUCACCAACCGGAACUCCUCCAAGGUUAUCCAGCCUUCAAGCAUUCAAGAGUGUAAAGUGAGCCAGAUUUUAGUUUUGGAGUUUGUAGAGACGCUACCAUUUGGGUUAGGAACAUUGCGGAUGGACUUCGAAGGAAUCUUGAAUGAUAAUAUGAAAGGAUUCUAUAGAAGCACUUAUGAGCACAACGGUGAGAAGAAAAACAUGGCUGUUACACAAUUUGAACCAGUUGAUGCUAGGCGUUGCUUCCCUUGCUGGGAUGAACCUGCUUUUAAGGCUACAUUCAAGAUCACGUUACAUGUACCAUCUGAACUGAUAGCACUUUCCAACAUGCCAAUUGUUGAAGAAAAAGUGAACGGCAAUUUGAAGACGGUUUCAUAUCUUGAAUCACCAAUUAUGUCCACGUAUUUGGUGGCCGUUGUUGUUGGUUUAUUUGAUUAUGUGGAAGAUCAUACAACUGAUGGGGUCAAAGUUCGUGUAUACUGUCAAGUUGGAAAGGCAAAUCAAGGAAAAUUUGCAUUACAUGUUGCUGUUAAAACCCUUGACCUAUACAAGGAAUAUUUUGAUGUGCCAUACUCUCUGCCAAAACUUGACAUGGUUGCAAUUCCUGACUUUCCUGGGGCCAUGGAAAACUAUGGGUUAGUUACCUAUGGUGAGACUGCUUUACUUUAUGAUGAUCAGCACUCAGCAGCUGCUAACAAACAGAUGGUGGCAAUUGUCGUGGCUCAUGAACUUGCACACCAAUGGUUUGGCAACCUUGUAACUAUGGAGUGGUGGACAGAUUUGUGGCUGAAUGAGGGAUUUGCAACAUGGGUGAGUUAUUUAGCAACUGAUAACUUGUUUCCUGAAUGGAAAGUAUGGAAUCAAUUUCUGGAAGAAUCAAACUAUGGUCUUACUUUGGAUGGGCUAGCUGAAUCACAUCCAAUUGAGGUACAUGUGUUACUGAAAGCCGGCAACCAUGACUCUUUCCUUUUCCAUGAUCACUUCGUUUUUUUUUUUUGGGUUGAGGUAAAUCAUGCCAGUGAGGUUGAUGAAAUAUUUGAUGCAAUUAGCUACGGAAAAGGUGCAUCUGUUAUUCGAAUGCUACAGAGCUAUCUCGGUGCGGACUGUUUUCAGAAAUCACUGGCUUCGUACAUAAAAAAGCACAGUUGCUCAAAUACAAAGACUGAAGACUUAUGGGCUGCUCUAGAGGAGGGAUCUGGUGAACCCGUGAACAACUUAAUGAGUUCCUGGACCAAGCAACAAGGAUAUCCAGUUGUCACGGUCAAAGUGAAAGAUGAGAAAUUGGUGUUUGACCAGUCAAGAUUAUUGUCGAGUGGCUCCUCUGGAGAGGGGCAAUGGAUUGUUCCUAUAACAUUGUGCUGUGGCUCCUAUGAUGUGCGGAAAAAUUUUCUGCUGCAAAAAAAGACAGAAUCUGUAGACAUCAAGGAGUUCCUUGGCUGCUCCAUCAGCAAAUGCUGUGGUGGAAAUGAUAAAUAUUGUGAUUGGAUAAAGCUUAAUGUAGAUCAGACUGGUUUUUACCGGGUGAAAUAUGAUGAAGAUCUUGCAGCUAAGCUUACAAAUGCAAUAGAGAAAAAGCAUUUGACUUCAACGGACAGAUUUGGUAUUUUGGAUGAUGCAUUUGCCCUUUCUAUGGCUUGCCAGCAAUCAGUUACCUCUUUGCUUACCUUGAUGGGUGCUUAUAGAGAAGAACUUGACUAUACUGUGUUAUCGAAUUUGAUCAGUAUAUGCUACAAACUUGAAAGAAUUGCAGCCGAUGCAGUUCCUGAGUUGCUGGACAACCUAAGACAAUUUUUCACCAACAUUUUCCAAUUUGCAGCAGAAAAACUUGGUUGGGACUCCAAACCAGGUGAAAGCCAUCUUGAUGCAAUGUUGAGAGGAGAAAUUUUGACUGCUCUUGCUCUGUUUGGUCAUGAACAAACAAUCGAAGAAGCGAAUAGGCGAUUCCUUGCAUUCUUUGAUGACAGAAGUACGCCACUACUCCCGCCUGAUAUUAGAAAGGCGGUGUAUGUGGCCGUAAUGCAGACAGUCAACGCUUCAAACAGAUCUGGUUACGAAUCACUUUUAAGAAUUUAUAGAGAGUCUGAUCUUAGCGAGGAGAAAAAACGCAUUCUGAGAUCCUUGGCAUCUUGUCCAGAUCAGAACAUCAUUCUUGAAUUUCUCAACUUUUUGUUAUCGUCUGAGGUUCGUAGCCAAGAUGCUGUUGUUGGACUCGGUGUUAAGUGGAAGGCACGUGAAACAGCUUGGACUUGGCUGAAGACAAAUUGGGAAGAAAUCUCAAAAAACUUUGAGUCUGGGUUUCUUAUUGGACGCUUUGUCAGUGCCACUGUCUCUCCGUUUGCCUCGUAUGAAAAAGCUAGGGAAGUUGAGGAGUUCUUCGCAAGCCGUGUUAAGCCAUCGAUGGCCCGAACAUUGAGGCAGAGCAUCGAGCGUGUUCACAUCAAUUCGAGAUGGGUUCAGAGCGUCCAGAAAGAUCAUGAUCUUCCUGAUGCUAUAAACGAGCUAGCAUGGAGGCGAUGCUAGAUUUUCUGAAUAUGAAGCAUCUUUGGAGAUAAGGCUACUGGAAAUAUUCCCUAUGGCCUAUUUGCAGAAUCACUUGUCGCCAAAAGGAGAAAAUGCAACUGUUACAAACCUUCCUUGACGGUCCUGAGCCACAUUUUCCUGUACAACCUACAAAUGAAAUCCUUUGCUUCAACUGUCAACUUAGCAUCUUCUGGAAACUACAAGUGAUUUUUCCAAUGAACAAUCUGUGCUGAUUGGACCAUCGGAGUAAAAUGGAGGGUAACCUUCAAGCAUUUCAUACAUAAUUGCACCAACGGACCACCUGAAGGAAAUUCGGUUAGACGGAAUAACGAAGACAUGCAUAAAACUACGAUUUACUUCUUGAUAAAAGACGUGCAUAAUGUUCAGUAUUAAGAGACAUGAUGUCAAUUACCAUACCAAUUUCCUCCGGCUCAUUUGCCAAUGGUGCACCUGUUCACUGGGACUCUUCCAACUGCUCCUAUUAUCAUCACUAUCCAUUGGUUCUGCCAAACUUUCAUCAUCCAUGGCUUUAUUUUCAUGUAGUGCUGAUAGGGUUAAAGAAUCCAGCGGCUUACAGAGACCAAAAUCAGAAAGUUUCAUGUGACCAUUUUUGUCCAGAAGAAGAUUGUCAGGUUUUAUAUCCUUGUGAUAAAUAGUGAAUUUAAACUGUUAGCACAACUUGAGUUCCAAAAUAAAAAUAGCCAUGAAUGUAUAAAUAUAAAUAGUCACAAAUCAUAGCUAACAGAAGCAUUGAAUCGAAGCAAAAUUAGAUAGUUUUAUGUAUGUUUGAAUUGAUGCAAAAUUCGAUAGUUUCAUGUCUAUCAAAUGUAAUUUGUUAUAAAUAUUUUAUUAAAUUUGUUAUUUUGACCA
Cucumis sativus (cucumber) is the source of this 3619-nucleotide messenger RNA. RefSeq names its product aminopeptidase M1. Gene Ontology annotation, biological process: proteolysis; peptide catabolic process. Gene Ontology annotation, cellular component: cytoplasm. Gene Ontology annotation, molecular function: metalloaminopeptidase activity; zinc ion binding; peptide binding. The record is from RefSeq and is a predicted model, not a curated record. The coding region runs from base 38 to 2749 and encodes 903 amino acids. Lineage: Eukaryota; Viridiplantae; Streptophyta; Magnoliopsida; Cucurbitales; Cucurbitaceae. The transcript has 22 exons.